This is a messenger RNA of Hemibagrus wyckioides, 2645 nucleotides long. Its product is annotated as myosin-4-like. Gene Ontology annotation, biological process: regulation of DNA-templated transcription. Bases 108 to 2636 code for a protein of 842 amino acids. The record is from RefSeq and is a predicted model, not a curated record. NCBI's taxonomy places the organism in Eukaryota, Metazoa, Chordata, Actinopteri, Siluriformes, Bagridae. The transcript has 16 exons.
UCAGAACAGAACUACCUGAACAGAAUCUUUCGGAUCUUUCAGAAAUCAGCUGAACUUUGUGAGAGUAAGGUGUUUACUGACGUUAUUCUGAACACGAAAGAAAUAAAAUGGCGAAGUUUUUUAGUGCAGUUAUGGAGAGUGUAGCGGAUCUUCCACUGCGCCCCCUGUUGUUAGCGGCCGGAGCUGCAGCCACAGCAGCCAGCAUUUCCUAUCUUGUUAAACGGGAUGAUGGAGAGACAGCGGACCCCGAGGACACCGAAUAUCAAGCAACAAUUAUUUCUCCGGCCUGGUGUCCAGUGUGUGAGCAGGCCACGGAACCGGCUCUGGUCCAGUCCACAAAGGUUCAUCAGGACCAGAUGAUGCAGGAGGCUAUAAAGGUCAUCGCUGUGCUGGAGAAGGAGAGGUUUAAGCUAGAACAUCAGGUGAAGACACUGCAAGACAAAGUGAAGGACAUGGAGAACCAGCUCUGUGAUACUCAUUUGCAGCAAGAGCAGGAGGCUCACAGGCUUCUGAAGUCAGAGCACCAGGAGAUGAUGGAGACUCUGACCAACAAUGAAAAGUUACUGAAGGUCUCCCUUUUUGAGGCUGAGGAGAAACACCAGAAGGCUGUGGAGACCAUCACUAAGCUGGAGGUGGAGAAGUCUGACCUGACAGACCAGGUGAAGACACUGCGAGACACAGUGGAGGACAUGGGGAACCAGCUCUGUGAGACUCGCUUGCAGUAUGAUGAUCUAAAGAAUAUCUCCCUGGCUAAAGCUGAGGAGAAACACCAGAUGGCUGUGGAGACCAUCACCCAGUUGGAGGAGGAGAAGUCUGACCUGACAGACCAGGUGAAGACACUGAUAGACACAGUGGAGGUCAUGGGGAACCAGCUCUGUGAGACUUUCUUGCAGUGUGAGCGAGAACAGGAGGCUCACAGGCUUCUGAAGUCAGAGUACCAGGAGAUGAUGGAGACUCUGACCAACAGUGAAAAGUUAAAGAAGGUCUCCCUUUUUGAGGCUGAGGAGAAACACCAGAAGGCUGUGGAGACCAUCACUAAGCUGGAGGUGGAGAAGUCUGACCUGACAGACCAGGUGAAGACACUGCGAGACACAGUGGAGGACAUGGGGAACCAGCUCUAUGAGACUCGCUUGCAGUAUGAUGAUCUAAAGAAUAUCUCCCUGGCUAAAGCUGAGGAGAAACACCAGAUGGCUGUGGAGACCAUCACCCAGUUGGAGGAGGAGAAGUCUGACCUGACAGACCAGGUGAAGACACUGAUAGACACAGUGGAGGUCAUGGGGAACCAGCUCUGUGAGACUUUCUUGCAGUGUGAGCGAGAACAGGAGGCUCACAGGCUUCUGAAGUCAGAGUACCAGGAGAUGAUGGAGACUCUGACCAACAAUGAGAGUUUACUGAAGGUCUCCCUGGCUGAAGCUGAGGAGAAACACCAGAAGGCUGUGGAGACCAUCACCCAGUUGGAGGAGGAGAAGUCUGACCUGACAGACCAGGUGAAGACACUGCGAGACACAGUGGAGGACAUGGGGAACCAGCUGUUUCAUACUUACUUGCGGUGUGAUGAGCUAAAGAAUGAGUGGGAGGAAGAGCAGGAGGCUCACAGGCUUCUGAAGUCCGAGUACCAGGAGAGGAUGGAAAAUCUGACAAACAAUGAAAAGUUACUGAAGGUCUCCCUGUCUGAAGCUGAGGAGAAACACCAGAAGGCUGUGGAGACCAUCACUAAGCUGGAGGAGGAGAAGUCUGACCUGACAGACCAGGUGAAGACACUGCGAGACACAGUGGAGGACAUGGGGAACCAGCUCUGUGAGACUCAUUUGCAGUGUGAUGAUCUAAAGAAUGAGUGGGAGGAAGAGCAGGAGGCUCACAGGCUUCUGAAGUCCAAGUACCAGGAGAGGAUGGAAAAUCUGACGAAUAAUGAGAAGUUACUGAAGGUCUCCCUUUUUGAGGCUGAGGAGAAACACCAGAAGGCUGUGGAGACCAUCAACCUGUUGGAGGUGGAGAAGUCUGACCUGACAGACCAGGUGAAGACACUGCAAGAAACAGUGGAGGACAUGGGGAACCAGCUCUGUGAGACUCGCUUGCACUGUGAGAAAGAGCAGGAGGCUCACAGGCUUCUGAAGUCAGAGCACCAGGAGAUGAUGGAGACUCUGACAAACAGUGAAAAGUUACUGAAGGUCUCCCUGUCUGAAACUGAGGAGAAACACCAGAAGGCUGUGGAGACCAUCACUCGGUUGGAGGAGGAGAAGUCUGACCUGACAGACCAGGUGAAGACACUGCAAGACAUAGUGGAGGACAUGGGGAACCAGCUCUGUUAUAUUCGCUUUCGGUGUGAUGAUCUAAAGAAUGAGUGGGAGGACAAGCAGGAGGCUCACAGGCUUCUGAAGUCCCAGUACCAGGAGAGGAUGGAAAAUCUGACGAAUAAUGAGAAGUUACUGAAGGAGUCGAUGGCUGUGCAGUCCACUGAUGAGCAUGAAGCUGGCAUGUCCGGUCUGACCAACGUGGCCAUGCAGGACACAGUAUGGGACAAAUUCAAGAAGAUCUUUAAAAAGAAACCUGGCAAAAGUCAUAGAAGCAAGAAGAAUAGACUUCCUGAGCCAGAAAACGUUUUGAAAAGUAGCGGAUGCUUAUCAGAAUCAGAUUGAUGUUUAUAG